UGAUUGGACAAAAUUUAAUCGACGAAUAUAUAACGACAGAACGACAUUCGCUGCAACCAAUCCGAAGGCGGCUCCAUGUUUUGACCGCGGCGGAUUGACACAAUCUGUCGUGGGUCAUGUACAUUCAGCCGGCGGUGUACUGGGCAUGGUACUGCACCAUCAUGGGGGUGGUGAUCACCACGUUGGUGGUGCUGCAUGUGGCACGGAAGCAGUUCCAGCGCCAGCAGCGUAUGCGCGUCGACAUGAUCCAACGGAAUCUGUUGGGGAAUCAAUCCGGCACACCCUAUGGGCACCAAGAUCUCGAGAGAGGGGUCCCCACAGAGGAUCAAUGGAAGUGUGAGAUUUGCGACUUUUGCAACAACGUGGCCAAGCCGUGUUGCGUGCUCUGUGGAACCGAGCGUGGUUUUUCGUUGACAGCAACACUGCUCGGGACAUCCACGGCGCAUCGUUCCUCGGAUCGAGAUGCCAUCACGAGUGAAUCGAGUCGUGCAUCAUCCCAUCCCCGCCGCAAGUCUGUGAGCAUGCCGGCAACGACCUCCCGUCUCUCCUUUGUCGAUCGCAACAAAGCGUUCAAGAUCCGGCGGUUGAACGCGCGUCAAGACGCCGCGCGAAAACGCAAAGAAUGGGUACGGCAAGUCGAUUCCGACGGACGGGGGUACUGGACUCGAAGCACCAUGACGACGGCGGCGGCGGCGGCAUCUCCCACCGAAGGCUUUGUCGCGCGGGUCGUCCCAUCCGUCGACGGACACGACGUGCGGCUGACGUUCGCGUCGACAUCCCGCGCCGACGCGCUCAUAUCGUUUGACGGCAACGCCAUCCACGACGCGGACCUGGAGGUGCUGCAUGUGGUCGCGGCGAUGCCGUUCACGGAAAAGUACGCGUGGUUCGUCGCGCAAAUGCAUGGACUCAAGAACACGUGGAAGGAAGGCCGGCUCAAAAUCAAAGUUCGCCGCGCCAACGUCCUCGUCGAGUCGUUCGAGCAGGUGCUCGGCAUGCAGAAGCAGCACAUGUACAUGCCGCUGCGCAUCGAGUUCAUGGGCGAGUCGGGGCUGGACGCCGGCGGCCUCGAGCGCGAAUGGUUUACCAUCUUGACGGAUGAACUGUUUGACGAUUCCCUCGGGCUCUUUCAAUCAUGCCACAAGGAUGUCGGCGCGUUCUACAUUGACGCACACUCGGCCGAAGUAACCAAGGACCAUCUGCUGUACUUCAAAGCGACGGGGCGGCUGCUUGGCCGCGCGCUACUGAGCGGCCAUCUUCUCGCCGCGCGGCCGUGCCUGCCGCUGCUCAAGCACAUGCUGGGGGUGCCCAUCUCGUUCCAUGACAUUCAGUACCUGGACCCGCAAAAGUACAGCGGCCUCCGGUGGCUUCAAGAGAAUGACCACGUCGACUGCCUUGCGCUCACGUUUAGCUGCACCGAGAUCUGCCAGCGCAAUCAAAUCGUUGAAGUGGAUUUGAAACCCAACGGCCGACACAUCAGUGUCACAGACGCCAACAAGGCCGAGUACCUGGCAUUGACACUGCGGUACUUAAUGCUAGAUCGGUGCGCGAGCCAGCUGCACCACCUCCUCUCGGGGCUGUUUGAAGUGAUCCCGCAGGAAAUGCUCAUGGUGUUCGACUACCAAGAGCUCGAGCUCGUGCUGUGCGGUGUCCCAGAUAUCGACGUCGCAGAUUGGCGGGCCUCGUCCCAGUGCUCCCCCGACCUCGCGCGUUCCCCCGUGCUUGGCUGGUUCUGGGACAUCGUUUCGGACUUUUCAGCCGAAGACAAGGCGCGCCUCCUGCAGUUUGCGACGGGGUCGUCCCGAACGCCGGUCCAGGGCUUCAAGGCCCUCGUGAGCUACGACGGCCAGCUGUGUCCAUUCUCCCUCCAAGCGAUUCCGUUCACCGACACAGCAUACCCCCGUGCCCACACGUGCUUUAACCGUAUCGACCUGCCCCUGUACAAGUCCAAGGAACAGCUGCGCGAGGUGCUCACGGUUGUCAUCAACAUGGAGAUCACGGGGUUCACCGAGGAAUAAGCACACCACACACCGGACGAGAUCUAAUAUAUGUGUUUCUGUAUAUGGUGACAUACAAGCAACGAGAACAGUGUGCAUGAUGUAGCUGCAGCCCGGCACUCACCGACUUCGUCCUUCGCCUCGUAGAGACCUCCGCGGCGUGCGCGGUAGUGGUGUCCAGAAGGUUACGUUUUACU
This is a messenger RNA of Aphanomyces astaci, 2191 nucleotides long. RefSeq lists its product as hypothetical. The transcript has 5 exons. The coding region runs from base 117 to 2015 and encodes 632 amino acids. Gene Ontology annotation, molecular function: ubiquitin-protein transferase activity. The record is from RefSeq and is a predicted model, not a curated record. Lineage: Eukaryota; Oomycota; Saprolegniomycetes; Saprolegniales; Verrucalvaceae.